Messenger RNA from Teleopsis dalmanni, 843 nucleotides. RefSeq lists its product as uncharacterized. The coding region runs from base 1 to 843 and encodes 280 amino acids. The record is from RefSeq and is a predicted model, not a curated record. Lineage: Eukaryota; Metazoa; Arthropoda; Insecta; Diptera; Diopsidae. The transcript has a single exon.
AUGGUAGACAAUCAGCCACUACCAGGUGCUCAAAAAAUGUGGUACUUGAAAUCACAUGUGACAGGUGAAGCUGAAAAAUUGAUAAGUCAUUUCAGCAUAACGGAGGACAAUUAUUCGGCAGCUUGGACAUUACUGCAAGACCGUUAUAAUAAUAAAAGGGUCUUGGCGUCCACGUUAAUCGAUGAACUUCUAAAUCAGCCAUCAUUCACAUCAACUGUGGCAGCAGUUAAAAAUUUACAUGACACAACGAAAGAGUGUCUAUUAGCACUAAACCAUCUUGGCGUUCAAACGACUUUUUGGGACCCAAUUUUGUUACAAGUACUAAUUAAAAAACUCGAUCAGGCGAUGCUCAUUAGAUAUGAGCAAUCUCUGGCAAAACCAAAAGAGAUACAAAACAUUCAGGAGUUUUUAGCCUUUUUAGAACUACAGUUCCAACUGAUGGAAGUUGUAGAACAAAAAGAUAAGGUGGCUAUAAAAAUUAAAGCAAAUCGAAAUAACUCAGUGUCAUCGGCUGUAACAGUUUCUAAAGGAAACAACAAUUGCAAACUGUGCAAUGUAGACAGGCACCCACUGUAUCAUUGCCGUAAAUUCUUGCAAUUUUCACCAUCUCAACGAUUGGAUUGGGUGAAAAAUCAACAGCUCUGUUUUAACUGUUUCAGAAAUGAUCAUGUGGUGAACAAAUGUUCAUCAAGAAGUUGUACCAAAUGUAAUAAAAAGCAUAACACGUUGCUACAUUUGGAAGUUAACAACCAAACAAAACAGAACAUUCAACCUAGCUCAAGUGGGUACAACACCGCAGUUACCACAGCGACAGCGAAUACAUCCACAGGUCAUCGUCUCUGA